Messenger RNA from Mustela lutreola (European mink), 4851 nucleotides. Its product is annotated as large ribosomal subunit protein eL22-like. Gene Ontology annotation, biological process: cytoplasmic translation. Lineage: Eukaryota; Metazoa; Chordata; Mammalia; Carnivora; Mustelidae. The coding region runs from base 2204 to 2590 and encodes 128 amino acids. The record is from RefSeq and is a predicted model, not a curated record. Gene Ontology annotation, cellular component: ribosome. Gene Ontology annotation, molecular function: RNA binding; structural constituent of ribosome. The transcript has a single exon.
CUUCGGGGCAUGGGGACCUAUGAACAAUAAGAAUCAAGGACCCAGAGGCCUGUCUGACCCUUCCUUCAUUUGCCACUUCCACAUGUGUACAUUCAGUCACCUAGCAGAUGUGGCUUUGCCCCCUUUCUGGACCAGGGCCCAUGCUGGGCACUUUAGGAUAAACCAGCACUACCCAAGAAUUGAAAUUCUGUGGCUACCCAGGCUGCCUUCUAGAGUGGAAGUGCCAGGACAGACCUGAAGUUUUAGUUUCAACUCUUCUCCAUCUCUAAGCAUCAGGGGCCUCAUGUGACAAACAGGCUGAAUCCAAGAUAAUCUCCAAGAACUUCCUGGCUCAUGGAGCCCUUUUCUUGUCACAAGCCCUUUUCAGGCUUGUCACAAACUAGACAGCCUCCUACUGGUGGGGUGAGCUCUAAAUGAGAAAAACUCUCUUUUCUUUCAGCAUAUUCUGUGUACUAGGCUAAAGAUGUUAUUGCUAACCAUCAUAACAGCAGGCAGAGUAGAAACUCUUUUUACAGAAGAAACUAAGGUUCAGAGAGGUUAUAAAUGUCGUGCCUAUGGCAUGGAGCCACUGUGCGGAGGAACCAUGUUUGGGCCACAGAUACGUUUGAUUCUGGAGUCUCAGUUCUCCCUCUCUGUACCACUCCUUAACCUCAAGCAGAGAAGAGAGACUUACGAACAUAGGAAGGGUUGACCUCCUUUAGGGGCCCUGUGGAACUGGGCAUGAGGCUUCUCUUCUAUAUUAGCCAACACGUGUCCAGAGGGAGUCCAGCCUGCCUUUCCACUUAGCCCCCUAUAGCCCGGGGACAACAGGAAUGUGUUUUGCUUCCCAUGUUGCAAGUGUACUCAAAAGGCAGGAAGGGACUUCUGGACCAAAUAGCACACCAGGUGCCAAGCCAGGAAGACCCAGAUCCAGAUAUACUCACAGCUGCCCAUCACCUUCCCAACCUGGCCCAGCAUCCUUGUCCCUGCCCCAGUUUUACUGCUAUCUUCCUAGCUCCCCAGGUCUACCCUGUCCCCCGACCAGCCGCUGAGGAAUGGAGGCCGGUGCUUCCAAGGUUACAUAUUCAGUUACUCAUACCUGUGCUCUGAGACCUCCCACCUCGUUCCAUUCUCUUGAUGGGAUUCAAGUACACAGCUAUGGACCAGGCCCAGUCCUGGUCUCUAGGAGCUCCCUGCAUAGUAGAUGGUUAGAAAGGAGACAUAAUAAUAGUUGAUAUUUUUUACUUUAUGUGCCAAACACUGUUCUAAAACAUUUACUUAUAUCAAUUCAUCUAGUCCUCCCACCAUCCCUGUGAAGGUGGUUAUUAUUAUUGCCUCUGUAAUUACUGAAGUAAAGUGAGAGAAGUGAUUGGCCUAUGGGCAUGCAGCUGGCAAGAGGGAGUCCAGGAUGGGAGCCCAGGUAGUCCAGUUGAGAGCCUGCAGCUUCAGUAAUAACUACCAUUCAGUCAGGGUCAGAAGAGAGAGGUAGAUCUGCAGGGAAGCCUUCACGGGAAGGGAGGGCCCAGCUCAGAGAGCAUGGGCACUGCAGCUUCUGACAUCUCUGUAGAGUUACCUCUGAUGGCCUUCUUGGCCCAGAAGAGGGGAGGCAGCUACUGACUGAGAUGCAACAAGUGCUGCCUCCAGGUUGUUACCACCUCCAUAUGUAAGCCCUGUACCCCUCCCCUGCUGUUUCUCCACUGACUACUUUCUGGGAGUUGAUAAUAAUUCCUUCCUGUGGCCUCUGGCAGCCUACUACCAUCUCUGAAGUUUAUGCCCUUGGCUCCAUUGACCAAAGCUGCCAUUCAAGAUUACUUAGAUUUAUGCUUAUAGGCGUCUUGUGGACAAGGAUCUUGUCUUACUCACUCCAGCCACUCCCAGAGCCCACAGAGUCAAGGGAAAUGCUCUGCUGAGUAACUUAAUUCAACAGUAAUUCAGCAUACCUUCCAGGAUAACUAAGGAGGUUCUAGGUGAACAGUGGAGAAGGGCUGACAGCGGACACCUAUUAAGCAGAAGCACAGGGGCAUGAGGCAUCCUGGUCUGUCCAGGAAACUCUAGCUGCUCAGCACCACUAGACUGCAAAAUGAAAGUGAGAGCAGAACAGUAGAGGUGAGUGGGUAACGUUGGCAGGGACCAAUUAUGGUCCCAGGCGAAGGAAUGUGGAUUUUAGAUUGAAAGGAGCCUUUAAGGUAGUCUGCCCACCUCUCUUUCUGCCUCCGCAGCCACCAUGGUGCCCGUGAAAAAGCUGGUGGCGAAGGGGGGCAAAAAAAAGAAGCAAGUUCUGAAGUUUACCCUUGAUUGCACCCACCCUGUAGAAGAUGGAAUCAUGGAUGCGGCCAAUUUUGAGAAGUUUCUUCAGGAGAGAAUCAAAGUGAAUGGAAAAGCUGGAAAUCUCGGUGGAGGGGUGGUAACCAUUGAAAGGAGCAAAAGCAAGAUUACUGUAACUUCCGAGGUGCCUUUUUCCAAAAGGUAUUUGAAAUAUCUGACCAAAAAGUGCUUGAAGAAGAAUAACCUCCGUGACUGGCUGCAUGUGGUGGCCAACAGCAAGGAGAGCUACGAGCUAUGCUACUUCCAGAUCAACCAGGACGAGGAGGAGGAGGACGACGAGGAUUAGAAGUCCUGUGUUUGGGAUAUUUAGUAUAAUUUUUAAAUAAAAUCUAGGAAUCACAAAAAAAAAAAAAAAAGGAGCCUUUAAAAGCUUUAAGUAAGAACACAUUCUCACUUUAUAAAGAUCCUAUUGGUAACUGUGAUAGAAUGGACCGGAAAGAAGAGGAGGAGCAGCGAGGAGGCUGGUGAAGCAUCCAGGCUAGAUGUGGGGAUGCCUGCUCUGAAGCAGGGAAGUGGGCUGGCCAGAACUCCCAGAAGGCCGACUGUGCAGGACUCAGGGAUUGAAUGUGAGGGGAGACAGAGGAGCCAGGGGUGGUCAACUCCAGGACUCUGGCCUGGGUGGCUGGACAGCUACUGCUGCCUUCAGCUGAGGCAGGGAACCCGUGAGGACAAGCAGCAGAUAGGCGAGGAAGAUGAGGAGUUGAGGUUUGAAAUUGCUAAAAAUGAGAUACUUGAGGGACGACCAGGUGGAGGUGCCCAAGAGGCCGGUCAUCAGUUGGAGAAGUCUAGAGCAUAGGACAGAUCUGGACUGGAAGCAGAGAUUGAGGAAUGUCAGCACAGGUAGAGUAAGAGAAGCCCCAGGAAAGGAUGAGCUCUCUCAGCUAGGGGGUAUAUGGUAUGCAUAGAAGGGAGGGCUAAUAACAGAGUCUGUGACCUAUCAGGAAAGUCAGAGAGGGAAUGUGGUUCAGUGUAGGGUGGAUGGGACACACAAUACAUGGUCUGCCUCGGUGUUCAUGAAAGAGUUGGGAAGACUAAUAGCAAAAAGCAUUUCACCCCACCUUCAUACGUGCUGUACUAGGAUAAGUGGCAAGUGCUGGGAGUUGUAAGGGCUCCUGCUCCAGUCUGGGGGCGUGAAGGAAGCCCCUCAUUCCCGCCCAGCUCAGUUCUCCCAAGUCUGGUCAGGAGCCCUGAUGCUCUCAGCAAAACACCAAGUGGAACUAAUGACCCCAGAGCCUGCCAUGCAGGGCAGAAGUCUCAGGAGGACACUGCCCCUGCAGAGCCUGCUUCUGCUCCUCCCUCAAGGACAGAAACAGUGGGAAAACAGCCCCUAUAACCCUGGGGUAGCAUUCACACCCAGUCAUUGCUGGGAUGGGACAGUGACAGCUCCCUUUUUAGAGAGGACUCUUUGGCAGUCCUUAUUGCCAAAGUCUCUGAGGAGGAGGAAGAGACACAUACACUGUGAAAAUCACCCUUUGGGUCUUCAUACACCAUGUCUGCUACCCUGACCCACCUAAGACCCAUCCCCGUCCCAGUUUAGGAAAAAAAAAAAAAAGCAGGACUUUGAUCCUAGGAUGAAAUUGCCACUGGUUACUGUUCUGGUCAGUAUAGCAGUGUGUGUACUCCAUCCUCGGGGAUGAGCUCUGCCAAGUGCCUUAUGCAUACAUUUGGACACAUCACACAGACACACAAACACACAUGCACACACACAUACCGUGACCAGGUCCCUAGAACUAGAAUUGCCCUUGGUGGAUCUGUUGCUCUGUUACUCAUGAUCAGGGAAGCCAGUGGCAACAGCUCAAGAACAUCCACUUGCACUCUCUCUCAAAUUGAACAAAUAAAUCUAAGAAGCCUAUGCCAAGGGCCAGUGUAAAGCAAGGCUAAAAAGCAGGUACCAUGCCCAGCGUGGAUUAGGUACUGAGUUAAUGCACAUCCUUCCUUUUUUGCUUCUGAAGGCCAGGGCUGGUCUGCCACUGCUUUGGCUUUAGAAGCAAGGACUGAGCCUGAGUGAGGUCCAUACCACCAGGGAAAGGGAAAUGCUUGGAGGACUACCUACCACCUGAGGCCAGGGCAGGCAAGAGCCGACAGGUUGGGGUCAGUGACGUGUCGCCAGGGCCGUGUUCUCUGGCCUGUCAGGUCCUGUGCUUGGUGGGAGAGUGCAGUGGGGUACAGAGAACACAAAGCAUAGCACCUAUGGUGCAAGAAGUGCCCUGCCGGUGUCCACUGUUAUUCCCCCAGAGGUUCCACUCACCGAGGCCCUGACUGCUACUUGCAUCAUAAAUAACUGUAAAGUACUGUGGUACAGUGAUACAGCAUUAUUUGCUGAGUUGGUGGGAGCUUCUUGCCCUUGAACUCUGUGGCCCCAGAUAGCUAUACUUCUGUCAUUCUGUCUCUUCUCUUUCCUCAGUGCAUCUGUCUCUAGUACAGAUGGUUUCUUUCAUCUGUGUCCUUUCUAGAAAGAGCUAAAGAUUCCAAGGCCUCAUCCCACAUUGGUUAAAGGAGGAGCCUUAUUUUCUGUCCCUCUCUGCCAGGCCAAAGGAUGGCUUUAAG